Messenger RNA from Amphiprion ocellaris (clown anemonefish), 998 nucleotides. RefSeq names its product ras-related protein Rab-17-like. The transcript is spliced from 5 exons. Gene Ontology annotation, cellular component: endosome. NCBI's taxonomy places the organism in Eukaryota, Metazoa, Chordata, Actinopteri, Pomacentridae. Bases 188 to 871 code for a protein of 227 amino acids. Gene Ontology annotation, molecular function: GTP binding; GTPase activity. The record is from RefSeq and is a predicted model, not a curated record.
UUUAUUUUUCUUUUCAAAACGAAGCUGGAACAUUCACAGAGUCUUAAACACAGCAAACAAAGACGGAUAGCAUUUCUCUGGGCAGUUUCUGGAAAAAGACAGUUGGAUCAGGACUGAGGACCUUGCUUGACUUUUUAUGCCUUGUUCACUGCGCUAUCUUGUGGUUCUGGAGGUAAUACAAUUUUAAAUGGGGGAAAGUCUUCCAAGGGUGCCAAGAGAAGCCCAGCACCACAAUGACACUUUGAGGAGACCAGUGCAGACCCUCAGGGUUAAGAUGGCACUUCUGGGAAGCUCUGGUGUGGGAAAGUCCAGUCUGGCUUUGAGAUUCUCCAAGAGACAGUUCGGAAGUACAUCACCUACUGUGGGCUGUGCCUACCUGACCCAGGUCGUGCAUCUGAGCAACGUCACUUUUCGAUUUGAAAUAUGGGACACUGCAGGGCAGGAGAAAUACCACAGCAUCGCCCCACUGUACUACAGAGGAGCCCACGCUGCACUUUUGGUCUAUGACAUCAGCAAAAGGGAAACGUUUAUCAGAGCUCAAGUGUGGCUCAAAGAGCUCGAGAAACAAUACAUUCCAGGAUCUACUGUCAUUUGGCUGGUAGGCAACAAGGCAGAUCUAGCUAAGGAUCGGCAAGUGUCAGCGAAGGAGGGACAGAGUCUAGCCACUGACAGGGGCUUGUUCUUCACAGAGACCUCAGCCCUGUCAGGAGAUCAAGUCAAUGAGCUGCUGUUAGCUGUAGCCCACAGAGUGAACGAGUGCAUUGGAGCGCAGCAGGGAGGUCUGUCAGAGUGGCAGGAGCCAGCACUUGUGAAUCUGCGUCAUCAAAACAGAUUCAAUCCUUUUGGAUCCUGCUGCAAAGUUGGGCCAUAAUCCAUGUGGCUGUCAGUUAUAUUGCUGCCUGUUUUUGUUUCUCUCUGUGUGUCCUAAUCAGUUGAAAGCUGGAAUGUGUAUAAAAACAACAACAAAAUAAUUCAAUGAAAAAGUUGUGGAUUCUGAA